AUGUUGUCUCCAGUCGUCCGCUAUCACACAAACGAAGAGAAGAACGGGUACACAGUUUUGAAUCUUGAAACAUCGAAGAAUGGGUUAACCCAGACCCCGGUGCAGUAUCUCAUCCAGACGGCUCCGCUGCAUGACUUCUGCAGUCGUCAAAUGGUCGAUCUACGUACCCUUCUGCAAUGUGCAUGGUCGCGGGUGGUUGCCCAAUUGGAAUCUAGAAAAGAUCUCAAAGCAGACGUGAUCUAUUACGCGAAGUCAAAAUCGGCAGUAGGAGAUUUCGUCUCCGAGGUGAAGAAGUCACGAGAAUGUGCGGAGUUAGAAAAUGAAAGGAUAUUUACGGAAAAGCUAUUACUCCCACUUAAUGCCACUGGGACCGCCUCCCUAAGCUGGCCCCAAAACGAUCUAUUAGGCGCGAGGGAAGGGGAAUGUGGUCACCAGAGUACUGGGGGAUUUGAGCUUGCACAAUGUGGCAGCUGGAUCGCAAUUUCCGCAAACUUCAACCCACUCACCAUUUCAACAAUGUUGGUAAAUGACCACAUUGAAAUGCUUCGCUCAUUCCUAGUAGCACUUGUCGUUGGUGAUGAUGAGCUGUGUGCUCCUGAAAACUAUCUCACGCCAGAGGACAGCGCCCGGAUUCGGAGAUGGAACAGCGCGGUUCCCCCUGAAAUCAAUGCUUCAAUACUUGAUGUGUUCUUUGAGCAAGUUGAGGCGCACCCUGGAUCAACGGCAGUUAGUGGGUGGGACGCGAGUCUCACCUAUCAGGAACUUCAAGAUUGUGCAGACCGACUGGCUAACCAGUUAAAGGCACAUGGAGUCGGACCAGGGAUGCUGAUUCCAUUGUGUUUCGAGAAGUCGGCAUGGGCCGUGGUGGCUAUCAUUGCGAUUGUUAGUACUGGUGCUGCGUUUGCUCUGCUGGACGCUUCUCAGCCGGAGGCGCGCUUGCGCUCAAUUGUGAUGCAAACCAGAGCGAAUUUGAUGGUCACAUCACCUCAGAAAGAGGACCUCGGACGAAGGUUGGUGCCGGAAGUGGUGUUGGUACAGCCUACACAGCCCACAAAAAGUUCCGGACGAUCUAGAACAUUGAGACCAGUAGUUAAGCCGGAUUCACUCCUAUACGUGGUAUUCACCUCUGGUAGUACCGGCCAGCCAAAGGGAGCUAUGAUCUCACACUCCAACUUUGUCUCCGCAGUUCAUUAUCGCAGGUCCGAGCUCUACACACACUCUCCGCGGGUGCUCGACUUUGCUUCUUAUAGCUUCGAUAUUAGCAUCGAGUCUACUCUGGCGCCGUUACUGCUCGGAGGGUGUGUUUGCGUACCGUCUGAUGCAUCUCGAGAGGCUGAUCCUAGCGAUGCGAUAAACGCAUUCAAUGCGAACCAAGUCAUGCUCACUCCAUCGUUGGCCCGGCUAGUGCAACCAGAAAAUGUACCGUCCUUACGCCUGUUACAUUUGGGAGGAGAGCAAAUCUCGACAUUCGAUAUCGAAAGAUGGCCUAUUACGGUGAAGCUCAUCAACGGCUAUGGUCCAGCUGAAUGCACUGUCGUGUCAACAGCGAACACCGUCUCGCAUUUGUCUCCUGAAGCACAUACUAUUGGCCGAGGCCUAGGCGCAGUCACUUGGGUUGUUGAUCCCGCAGAUAGUGGACACUUGGUACCCCUCGGAACUAUUGGCGAGCUUGUUAUUGAGGGCCCGCUCGUUGGGUCUGGAUAUCUUCAUGAUGAGGAGCGGACCUUAGCAGCGUUCAUCGUGGAUCCACCAUGGCUGCGAGCUUUCGGCAGGCGGGGCCGUCUGUACAAAACUGGUGAUCUCGUAUCUUACAAUUCCAACGGAACACUCACGUUCAUUGGUCGCAAAGACACGCAGGUCAAGGUAAAUGGACAGCGUGUCGAACUCGGGGAGAUUGAACAUAGUAUGCAGCAACAAAUAUACAUGCAAGGAAACUGCGUGGUCGAUAUCGUGGUUGAUCUAAUUUCUAUCAACACGAAUUCUGGGAAGCAGUCUGUUUUGGUGGCUUUCCUGGGCCUCGAGCGAGCUGCACAAGCGCGAUUUACGGCAUCCGAUGCUCCCAGUGUACAGGAGCUAACGUCCGCCAUGUGGGAGAUCCUCGAGCACAUUAAUCUCUUCAAGGUCCUACCACGUUAUAUGGUCCCCUCUAUUUAUGUUCCAUCAUGGCGUAUGCCACUUCUUCCCUCUGGCAAAAUAAACCGGUUGAAGUUGCGUUCGAUAGGGGAGUCAUUAUCGGUCGAUGACUUGGCAGCCUUUAGAAAGCCGCAGGUUGCAACGGUUGAUACACGAGGACAGAGCACGCCACAGGAAAAGCUACUACAAAGUCUAUGGGGACAGAUCUUUCCGCAUCGUGCAGAUAGCAUUCUUCUUGAUGAUAACUUCUUUUCCCUCGGCGGCGAUUCCCUUGCCGCAAUGAAGCUCGUCGGGCUUAUUAGAAAGCAUGGCAUUGAAAAUAAGCAACAGGAGGAGAUACGUAUCGCGGACAUUCUUCAAUGGCCACAGCUUACUGAUAUGGCACGUUGUAUUACGCAGGUAGAUGGUAAACAAGCUGACCUUCAGGAUGCUCCCUUUGAUCUUUUGCCGGACCAUAUAGCGCCGUCGGACGCCCGACGAAUAGCUGCUCCACAAUGCGAUGUUCAACCAGAGCAAAUAGUGGAUAUCUACCCUUGUACUCCACUUCAAGAGGGGUUGAUGGCUUUAUCAGCUGGACGAUCCGGAGCCUAUAUCGCACAGAAUAUUUUCGAGUUAAGUGAUACAACGAACAUUGAUACCUUGCGGGUCGCUUGGACCCAUAUUGUGAUGUCAAGUGUGAUCUUUCGAACGCGAGUCGUGCAGUUAGAUCCCCAAACCCUAGGACAGGCAGUUGUUAAUGUUCCGAUUGAAUGGGUGGGUUAUGACGGAGGGCUAAAUGAUUUCGUGGCAAUAGACCGCCACAAACCUAUGGGGAUCGGAAAGGCUCUCAUGCGAUUGACUGUCGUCAGCGAGCGCAGUGAGGAGUCAGUAUCGAAACGCUUUCUUGUCUGGACAGCUCAUCAUGCCGUGUUUGAUGAUUGGAUAUUAACCCUUAUUACAAGCCACGUGGAAAAGGUGUACCGUGGGAGCCCGCCGUCUUCCUUCCAUUUAACUCCAUAUAAACGGUUCAUUCGCCACAUCCAAGAGGUGGACUGUGAAUCAUUUAGUAACUAUUGGCGCCAGGAGCUUGAAGGGACUAAUGCCUCCAUCUUUCCACACUUGCCUUCGGCCGUGGACAAGCCAGUAGCGGAUGCGACGGCUAGAUUUGCAUUCAACUUGAACGAUUCCAAAGUAAAUGUUCAUGCUUCUUUACCAACCAUAUUGCGCGCGGCCUGGAGUAUCCUUGUGUCACGGCAUACUCAAACAGACGAUGUGGUUUUCGGAGAGACCUUGACUGGUCGUAAUGCACCUGUCGCCGGUGUUGAAGAGAUGGAUGGUCCGACUUUGACAACAAUUCCCCGACGAGUAAAAGUCCAAAAUGAGAUGAAAGUGGCCGAAUUCCUUGAGGAGAUCAAGAGACAUGAAAUUAACACCAUCCCCUAUGAAGGGUUUGGACUACAAAACAUACAGAAGCUGAGCGAGGAUGCUCGCGUUGCGUGCCAAUUUGCAACACUUCUUGUGAUCCAACGGGAGCCAGAGUCGGAAACUGACAGCCCCAUGACUAAUGUGACUGAGAAGAUCUUGCACGACGACUGUGGAGAUGAUGAGCCUUAUGCAUCCUUUUUUACUACCUACCCUCUCAUGGUGACCAGCUCGAUCAGGGACAACCAAAUCAACAUCUAUGCGAGCUUUGAUUCUAGGAUAAUUGAGCGUACCAAGAUGGAAGUACUCAUGCAUCAGCUAGAGGUCAUCACACGGCAAGUGGUUCAAGAACCAGAUGAAGUUGUUGGUAGCAUCAAUUGUCUAACAGGGGAAGAGCUUCACCAGAUCUGGAGCUGGAAUCGACUGCCAUGGGCACCUAUUUUAGGAUCUGUCCAUGAUCGGAUCGGUGAGGUAUCCAAUACCAGGCCUUCCGCCCCUGCAAUUUGCGCUUGGGAUGGUUCCCUAACCUACGGCGAGUUGGAUUACCUGUCUACGCGCCUUGGAUCACACCUCUCCAAAGUUGGAAUCGAACCCGAGUCACUGGUUCCUCUCUGCUUUGAAAAGUCCGUUUGGACCAUCGUAUCGAUGCUUGCAGUUAUCAAGGCUGGUGGAGCUUUUGUUCUCCUUGACCCCGCCCAGCCCAAACAACGGCUGGGCGAGAUUAUUUCAAGAGCAAAGGCGAACCAUGUCCUAGCCUCCCCGUUGCAGUAUGACAUGACUUCCGAGCUGGCAUCUGAGCACAACUCAACAGUAGUCCUAAUUUCAAAUUCACUCCUUGAAGCAUUAACAGAUGAUGCUGUUGUUACUGAUCGACUGCUGCAGCACUUUGAUUCCAAUAGACCACUUUUCGUCACUUUCACCUCUGGCAGCACUGGGAAGCCGAAAGGUGUUAUCAGUACCCAUGGUAGCUAUCUGUCUGGCGUUAACUAUCGCAAGUCAAUCUUACGACUGCCAGACGUGGACAUGAGAGUAUUUGAUUUCGCGUCCUACAGUUUCGAUGUCAGCACGGAUGUGAUUCUUUCCACGCUUAUCACAGGCGGCUGUGUGUGUGUGCCCUCUGACUUUGAUCGCAAGAAUAACAUUCCAGGAGCGAUCAAUGCCCUGAAAGUUAAUGCGGCAGAUCUCACCCCUUCCGUCUCACGUUUACUCUCACCCGAAUCGGUUCCUGGACUCAAGGUUUUGAAAUUGGGAGGAGAAGCCAAUGCUGCAGCUGAUCAUGCCUUGUGGCUAGGAAAGACAACACUUGUCAAUAUAUACGGCCCUUCGGAAUGCCUGGUUGUGACUGCAGAGACGGUUGUUCCCGGCACCGACCCAUGCAACAUUGGUCGAGGUCUUGGAGCUAACACCUGGGUCGUUGAUCCUACGAACCAUGAUCGUUUAGCCCCAAUUGGUAGCAUUGGAGAGCUCCUCGUUGAAGGUCCAAUCCUCGGUCGAGGCUAUCUAGACGACCAAAAACAAACGGAUGCCGUCUUCAUACAUAAUCCUACAUGGCUGCUAAAGGGAUUGGCCGGAUUUCAACCUGGUCGUGAAGGACGGGUGUAUAAAACCGGAGAUUUAGUCCGGUACAACCCUGAUGGCACUUUACAUUAUAUCGGCCGCAAAGAUAGGCAAUUGAAAGUUCGUGGACAGCGUGUCGAGCCGGCUGAGAUUGAAGGGCUUAUAGAGAGGCACAUGAAGUCGAAGUUAGGAUUGAGAAUCGACGUCGUCGCGGACUUGGUCACAUCAAAAAGUGAUCAGCGGAAAAGCCUCAUUGCAUUCCUCGGUCUGAAUAAAGUUUUGGAGUCAAAGGGCUACUCAGAGGAAAUUCACCUAGGGGAUACAGUCCUGCGCGACAUCAUGUGGGAAGUCACAGCUGGUCUUGAUGUCCUACUUUCGCUGACUCUACCUCCAUAUAUGGUCCCAUCCGUUUAUGUACCAUUACGCCAUAUACCAUUGUUGCCAUCAGGGAAGACCGACCGCAGGAAGCUCCAAUCCACCGGUGCCAGUCUAUCGCCGGAAGACAUGUUAUUCUUCAGAGAACGGCCGAAAGCCCAGAGUCGACCAAUAGCCACGCCGAAGGAAGAGAAGUUACAGAAGCUAUGGGCUGAUGCUCUUGGCGUGAAAUCAAUUCAGGCCGAGGACAACUUCUUUACUAUCGGAGGGGAUUCGAUCGCUGCAAUGAGACUGGUAGGCCUAGCACGAGAUCAAGGGCUUUCGCUAAGCGUCGCCGAUAUCUUUCAACGCCCCAGGUUAUAUGAGAUGGCCGAGCAGGCCCCUGAGACCGGAAUAGAAUUAGUUGAGAUACCUGCUUUCUCUCUUCUUCCUGGUGACGAUUCAUGCGUGCUUGAUGAGAGAAAAGUAGCUGCGGCGCAGUGUGGGUUCUCUAUUGAAGUAAUAGAGGAUAUGUACCCCUGCACCCCACUGCAGGAGGGAUUGAUGGCACUUUCAACCAGAACCCCUGGGGCGUAUAUAUCUCAGAAUGUUUUUGAAAUGGGCCCUGCAGUCAAUACUAAUCCAAUGAAAGAAGCCUGGGAUUGCGUUGUGACAUCAAAUCCAGUCAUGCGUACGCGGGUGAUACUGUCAGCUCGGCAGGAUCUUGUGCAAGUCGUUGUACGGGAAGACAUUCAAUGGGAGAGUCAUGACUCUCUGGAAUCAUACCUCAAGUGUGACCGUAACAAUCCAAUGGGACUUGGGAUGCCGUUGACAAGACUUGCAUGGAUUGAUGAUGAGAAGGCUAAGAAACGUUUCCUAGUCUGGACCGCACAUCAUGCUAUAUUUGACGGCUGGGUAUUGUCAAUGGUGAUGGAGAAUGUUCUACGGGUAUAUCAUGGUAAGUCUAUUCACGUUGGACCGCCAUUCAAAGCUUUCAUCAAGUAUCUUGAAAAGCUUCAGCGGGUCGAAAUGGAUAUAUUUUGGCAAAAAGAGCUUUCGGCAAUAAGUGCGACACCUUUCCCCGCCUUGCCAUCCUCAACGUAUCAACCGAAAGCGGAUGUUGAGACGAAGCUUGAAAUGCCAUUCACUUGGUCGACGACGUCCAACGUGACGAUCUCAACAUUUCUUAGGCUAGCUUGGGCAGUCUUAGUCUCGCGCUUGACAGCAUCCUCAGAUGUUAUAUUUGGCGAAACUCUUAACGGCCGCAAUGUCCCUCUCCCGGGUAUCGAAGGAAUGGUUGGCCCUACUUUAACAACACUUCCCCGGCGCAUAUUGCUUGAAGACAACCUUGCCGUUGCCGACCUUUUGCAGCGUCUCAAAGAUCAAGAGGUCGCAAUGAUGCCUUUUGAGCAUGUCGGCCUCCAGAGCCUCCAGGAGCUAUCGGCGGAUUGCCAAGCUGCUUGCAGAUUUCAGACCUUGUUUGUCGUUCAGCGUGGGAUGGACCCAAAAGGCCGCAAAAGCACAUGCUCUACAAUAUGGCUAUGCAGUAGUAGUUGUUCGACGCAACAAGAACCGCAAUGGUAUUAUUGA
Messenger RNA from Aspergillus tanneri, 7035 nucleotides. RefSeq names its product Nonribosomal peptide synthetases (NRPS). The coding region runs from base 1 to 7035 and encodes 2344 amino acids. Gene Ontology annotation, biological process: amino acid activation for nonribosomal peptide biosynthetic process; secondary metabolite biosynthetic process. NCBI's taxonomy places the organism in Eukaryota, Fungi, Ascomycota, Eurotiomycetes, Eurotiales, Aspergillaceae. Gene Ontology annotation, cellular component: cytoplasm. Gene Ontology annotation, molecular function: phosphopantetheine binding; catalytic activity. The record is from RefSeq and is a predicted model, not a curated record. The transcript has 2 exons.